AUGUCCAACCAAACUAACAUAACUGAGUUCCUUCUCCUGGGAUUCUCUGACAUUCGAGAGCUGCAGAUUUUGCACUUCAUCGGGUUUCUAGUGCUUUACCUGGCAGCCCUGACAGGGAAUCUUCUCGUCAUCAUAGCCAUAGCUCUUGAUCACUACCUUCACACCCCCAUGUACUUCUUCCUGAUGAGUUUAUCCAUCCUAGACCUCGGUACCAUUUCUGUCACCAUCCCCAAAUCUAUGGCCAAUUCCCUUAUGAACACCAGGUCCAUUUCCUAUUCUGGAUGUGUCACCCAAGUCUUUUUCCUCAUCUUCUUUGCUGAAGCCGACUUCAUCUUACUCACCAUCAUGGCAUAUGAUCGAUACGUCGCCAUCUUCAAACCACUGCACUAUGAGACUAUAAUGAACAGGAGAGCUUGUGUCCAAAUGACAGCCAGUGCCUGGAUCAGUGUAAUUCUCUAUUCUUCAUUGCACACCGGGAACACGUUUGCAAUAACCUUCUGUGGAGGCAACAUGGUGGAUCAGUUCUUCUGUGAAAUCCCCCAGCUACUCAAGCUCGCCUGCUCUAACUCGUACCUCAAUGAAGUUGGGGUUAUUGUAUUUGGUGCGUGUUUAACCCUAAGUUGCUUUGUUUUUAUAAUUGUGACAUAUGUUCAGAUCUUGAUCACGGUGUUGAGAAUCCCCUCUAAACAGGGCCGACAUAAAGCCUUCUCCACCUGCCUUCCUCACUUCAUUGUAAUUUCCAUGUUUCUUUCCACUGCUGCCUUUGCCUACAUGAAACCCAUCUCCAGCUCUCCAUCAGGUCUGGAUCUCGUGGUAGCUGUUCUCUAUUCCGUGCUGCCGCCAGUGAUGAAUCCAAUCAUCUACAGCAUAAGGAACAAGGAAAUCAAAGCUUCUCUGAGGAAACUGACUGGGUGGAGGUUAUUCAACAAGAAUAAAAUGUCUGCAUUUCUCUUAUGA
This is a messenger RNA of Emys orbicularis (European pond turtle), 957 nucleotides long. RefSeq names its product olfactory receptor 14A16-like. The transcript has a single exon. Bases 1 to 957 code for a protein of 318 amino acids. Gene Ontology annotation, cellular component: membrane. Gene Ontology annotation, molecular function: olfactory receptor activity; odorant binding; G protein-coupled receptor activity. The record is from RefSeq and is a predicted model, not a curated record. Lineage: Eukaryota; Metazoa; Chordata; Testudines; Emydidae. Gene Ontology annotation, biological process: G protein-coupled receptor signaling pathway.